This is a messenger RNA of Baudoinia panamericana UAMH 10762, 271 nucleotides long. RefSeq lists its product as uncharacterized. Bases 92 to 259 code for a protein of 55 amino acids. The record is from RefSeq and is a predicted model, not a curated record. Lineage: Eukaryota; Fungi; Ascomycota; Dothideomycetes; Mycosphaerellales; Teratosphaeriaceae. The transcript has a single exon.
CGACAAUCGUUCGCGAUGACGUUAGUUCUGAGAUCGUAUGUGAAAGCUCGAUGCAACUCUAUUCCGCCGUCUACACUCAAACGAACGUACAAUGCGAUUAGCGCCUCCCGCCGCGCAUGCCAUAAUGAUUCGUCCAUCAUCCCAUGCAAUGCUCCACCGUGCACUGCUCCACCGCGCAGAAAGCGUAGCGCCUUUCAAACCAUGCCCGCCGCCCCUAAAACCCAGCCCUGAAACCGGACAACUCCAUGCUCGCUCGUAACGCACCAUAGUG